This is a messenger RNA of Eptesicus fuscus (big brown bat), 2140 nucleotides long. RefSeq names its product WT1 transcription factor (gene WT1). Lineage: Eukaryota; Metazoa; Chordata; Mammalia; Chiroptera; Vespertilionidae. Bases 1 to 909 code for a protein of 302 amino acids. Gene Ontology annotation, cellular component: nucleus. Gene Ontology annotation, molecular function: RNA polymerase II cis-regulatory region sequence-specific DNA binding; DNA-binding transcription factor activity, RNA polymerase II-specific. The record is from RefSeq and is a predicted model, not a curated record. Gene Ontology annotation, biological process: regulation of transcription by RNA polymerase II. The transcript has 10 exons.
AUGGAGAAGGGAUAUAGCACAGUCACCUUCGACGGGACGCCCAACUACGGUCACACGCCCUCCCACCACGCGGCGCAGUUCCCCAACCACUCCUUCAAGCACGAGGACCCCAUGGGCCAGCAGGGCUCUCUGGGCGAGCAGCAGUACUCCGUGCCGCCCCCAGUCUACGGCUGCCACACCCCCACUGACAGCUGCACCGGCAGCCAGGCCCUGCUGCUGAGGACGCCCUACAGCAGUGACAAUUUAUACCAGAUGACCUCCCAGCUUGAAUGCAUGACCUGGAAUCAGAUGAACUUGGGAGCCACAUUAAAGGGAGUUGCUGCUGGGAGCUCCAGCUCAGUGAAAUGGACAGAAGGGCAGAGCAACCACGGCACAGGGUAUGAGAGCGAUAACCACACCACGCCCAUCCUCUGUGGCGCCCAGUACAGAAUACACACCCACGGCGUCUUCAGGGGCAUUCAGGACGUGCGGCGCGUGCCUGGAGUAGCCCCGACUCUUGUCCGGUCAGCAUCUGAGACCAGUGAGAAACGCCCCUUCAUGUGUGCUUACCCGGGCUGCAAUAAGAGAUAUUUUAAGCUGUCCCACUUACAGAUGCACAGCCGGAAGCACACUGGUGAGAAACCAUACCAGUGUGACUUCAAGGACUGUGAGCGAAGGUUUUCUCGUUCAGACCAGCUCAAAAGACACCAAAGGAGACACACAGGUGUGAAACCAUUCCAGUGUAAAACUUGUCAGCGAAAGUUCUCCCGGUCCGACCACCUGAAGACCCACACCAGGACUCAUACAGGUGAAAAGCCCUUCAGCUGUCGGUGGCCCAGUUGUCAGAAAAAGUUCGCCCGGUCAGACGAAUUAGUCCGCCAUCACAACAUGCACCAGAGAAACAUGACCAAGCUCCAGCUGGCACUUUGAGGGGUCCAACCCGGGGACAGGGCUGUGUCCCAGGCAGGACAGUGUGGGAACUGCUUUCCAAUCUGACUUUAAAAUUCCUCCUCACUCAACCUCUCUCAGAAGGAAAUGGCAGUUCGCCUUCUUCCUCCAGCUUCCAAGACAAGAUGCGUGUACUACUGGAUCCCGCCAGGUUUCCCCGGAGAAGGUGGCCUCCACUCUGCCAACUUAUAGUUGACUCACAAGGCCCCGGAGAGGUGGCUAACGACGUCCAUCGCCGUUUGGUCUGGAUUUCCCAGUGUAAGAAGAGCCAUUGUUGAGAAGGUUCCCCCACCCUCUUCUUUUACGCUCAUUUUCACUGGGAAUGGAGUCAUUGUACCAUUUUCCAUCAUAGAAUAUUUAUAGGCCAGGGCAUGCGUAUGUGUCUGCUAAUGUAAACUUUGUCAUGGUUUCCAUUUACUAACAGCAAUAGCAAGAAAAUAAAUCAGAGAGCAGGGCCCUGGGGGUGAGACCCGUCAGACAGUGCGGAGGUUAGGCAGGCUGCGCACUGCCAGGCAAUUUUUAAAGCCCGUGUCUUUCAAGCAGCUGAAAAAAAAAAAAGAAUCAGAACUAACCAGCAACUCUGUAGAGAAAUAUGAAAGAGAUUUACCAUUCAGUUAAUUCAAUGUUAAUAUUAACAUAAUGCUCUUAAGACACCGUGUUCGAAGAGCUGAGAUUUUGGUUUUGUGUUCAUUUUUGACUUUUUGAAUUGUAGUCAUACGCGUCUUCAGAGAUGUACAUAUAGCCUCCACAAAGGAAGUGGAAUUCAUUUGUAUCAUGUGGGGUGCCCUUAGAGUCCUUCCAAGUGUACAGGCCACGCUGGUUAUGUGGCUUCAAGUUGUAAAAAUUAAAGCAACUCGAAAAGAAAUAGGGCUGAUCUGGGAUCUCACGGAUAAGACUGUUCUUAAGUAACUUAAGUAACUUUGGGUCUGCAAGUAUAUGUGCAAAAAAUGAUACUUAACUAGGGUGAGGAAAUCCAUUGUUUAAAGGUAAUUGGGUGUGUGUGAUUUUUUUUUUUUCCGGAUUUUUAAGGGAGGGAGUUUUAUUAUUUACUGUUGCUUGAAAUUAUUGUGUAAAUAUAUCUAUCUGAUAAUGAUUUGCUCUUUGACAACUGAAGUUAGGAAAUGUAUAAACGUUAGAUGCAUCACUGUCUUGGUGUUGAUCUUACAACGUAUGGAUAACACUAAAAAUGUAACCUGCAUUUUUUCACUUCGCU